This is a messenger RNA of Ramularia collo-cygni, 225 nucleotides long. RefSeq lists its product as uncharacterized. The transcript has 2 exons. Lineage: Eukaryota; Fungi; Ascomycota; Dothideomycetes; Mycosphaerellales; Mycosphaerellaceae. The record is from RefSeq and is a predicted model, not a curated record. Bases 1 to 225 code for a protein of 74 amino acids.
AUGGCGACCUCCAGCACUGACCUCAAGACCAUCGGCACAAUCAACCGCGAAUUCUUUGACAAGUACGCGGGAUUUGUAUCCAACGAGGGUUGGAUUCGCGAUCUCCAUGAGCAGAUAAGAGACUUUCUAAAGCAGAAUAUCAACAAGAUCGCAUCGCCGCAAGAGGGGUUGAAGAUGCUCGAUUAUGCUUGCGGAAAUGGAAUCAUCUCCACGGCACCUAAGUAG